This is a messenger RNA of Sycon ciliatum, 1565 nucleotides long. RefSeq lists its product as uncharacterized. The record is from RefSeq and is a predicted model, not a curated record. NCBI's taxonomy places the organism in Eukaryota, Metazoa, Porifera, Calcarea, Leucosolenida, Sycettidae. The transcript is spliced from 8 exons. The coding region runs from base 267 to 1139 and encodes 290 amino acids. Gene Ontology annotation, molecular function: phosphatidylinositol binding.
UUGAUUGAGACUCAGUACAGUGACAGAGCUGACCAUCCACUUUCGCCGUUUCGGUCGGUGGUGCAGCUGCAGUUACAGAGUGUAGUUCACUGUUCAGUGCGUGCCGCACCCGCACCUACGCAGUUGUCCGCGGAUAUGAUGUUUCAAACAGUUUUGAAAUGAAAUGAAUGAAAAUACAGCCUCCUGCCUGAUGCAGUUGUACUACUUCUUGUAGCGUGCGUCUGAAUUUAUACGACCGCUGUCACUGACCGUGGGGGCGCUAAGCGAUGGCCGAGAGUGGCAGUGGAGCGUCGUCCGCUUCUGGAAUAGGGCCAAGUGGCGGACUGUCAACUGCUCUAGUGAGAGGUGUAGUUAGCAGUGUCGACGGUGUCAGCUAUGAAGUCAUCUUCAAGACGGGCAUGCCCUAUUACGCCAAACCGGAUAACAAGGUUCGCCGAACCCAGCGGGAAUUUGAGUGGCUGUGCAAGCGACUGGGACGCUCAUCAUUCCAAGUUCCAUUCGGCGAGAGCGAAGAUAGCGAUGAAGACAUGAGACGAUUGCAGGGUCUUCUUAUGACUGUGGUCCUAGAUCCGGCCUUGCAGUGCACACCAGCAGUGAGGGUGUUUCUAUGCUCACAAGUGGAAAUCCCACUGGAUCUGUCUGAAGAACAACUACAGGAAGAGCAUGACUUACUGACGGACUGUACGGAGGACGACCUGGAGGAGAAAUCCAUGGAGGAGUUACGGAGUAUUUGCCUACGGCAUGGCCUGAGUGCCGUUGCGUCGUUCAGCGACCGCGAUUACUUUGUGGAGCGUAUCGUAACGCACUCACAGAAGCAGCUGGAGAAAGAUCUGGACUGGCUGGAAGGUGCCGUCAAGUCUCUUGGUGGUGGCUGGAUGGAUGUGGAUGACAAAAUCACUUUGCAGCCAACAUCCACACUAUGUUUACCGGAAAUCGAGGCGGCGCUGACAUCCAUCGAGGACUCGUCAGCCGCUGCUGAUGCUCUGCUGCCGUUUGAAGAGCCGUCGCUUCGGAAGCAAGAACUCGUACCGUCGGCAGACCUACCCGAGGAUCUGCUCAAGGCACUGCAAGACCCGUACGCUGCCGCAAUGGCCGAGGCUGCAUUGAACCUGGACGCAGCCGUGGGAGACACGGGUUAAUACAAGUAGCCGCACAACGUCUACCAGAAGACAAUCAGCAUGAUUCAAGAUAUUGAGAAAUUCUACAAUUAUCACUGGGCAGUCAUUCGUCACAGGUAGUACAAUAUGAUGUAGUGCAUGUGUCUGCAGUAUGAUGGUCUGUUCCGACACAGGGGACGCCACAGUCCACGGUUCCUUCUGCAGUACUGGCCUUUAGGAAUUGCUUUACUUUCAGAACACUACUACUACUACCCUCACUGUUCUCUGACUGCACUGUUGAUUUGAGUUGUGGCAUAGAGUGUGCUGCAGUAUAGAGUGUGCCGAAGUAUAGAGUGAAUGCUAAGCCGAAGUCAGUAUCACUAUUUCAUACUACCCUUGCUUGUAGUAGUGUUAUUUGCACAUUCUUUUACUGCAAAGAUCACAUCCCUAUCAUAGUUGCACAGAUCA